Molecule: messenger RNA, 3317 nt
Organism: Asparagus officinalis (garden asparagus)
Lineage: Eukaryota; Viridiplantae; Streptophyta; Magnoliopsida; Asparagales; Asparagaceae
Product: heterogeneous nuclear ribonucleoprotein Q-like
Exons: 11
Coding region: 319-1992 (557 amino acids)
Cellular component (GO): nucleus
Molecular function (GO): mRNA binding
Source: RefSeq, a predicted model, not a curated record
GUUCAGCGGAGGUAGCAAGAAGCCCGCAAAAGCGCCCUCGAGAAGAGGCCCGGUGCAAAGAAGUCGCCUUUGGCUGCCAAAGCAGCAGCAGCUGCUGCUAAGAAGAGUAAUUCCUCGAAAGUGGAUCAAAUUCAAGUAGAAUCUCCUUCAGUUGUACAACCUGAAGGAAAAACCGAAGAGAAAGAAGAGGAGGUUGAAGAAGAGGAAGAGAAGAAAGAAGAGGCAGUAGAGACAAAACCCGACGCUGGCUCCAGUGUAGAGGAAGAAGCCCCAGAAACUAAUGAUGUCAACCAAGAAGAAGAUCCAGAAGAGGAACCAAUGGAGGAAGGUGCUCCAGCUCCUGCUCCUGCUGCAGAGCAGGGGGGUUCUGCGGAUCCCGGCAAUGAAGAGCUGGCAGGUGAGAUUAGAGAAGGGGAAGAAGUAGCAGAAGGAGAGGAGUUAGAAGUUGAGCAUCAAGAUGAAGAUCAGGCUCAAGAAGAUGCAGGGGUUGAAGUUGACGUGGAGAUGGAGAUUUCUGACAUGGCAAAGGCAAGAAAGAUCAAGAAAGAGCGGGAGAUAUUUGUUGGGGGAUUGGAUAGGGAUGCCACCGAGGAGGAUGUGAAGAAGGAAUUCGAGAAGGUUGGGGAGGUGGUUGAAGUGCGGAUCCUGAAGGAUUUCGUGACCAAUAAGAAUAAGGGGUUUGCUUUUGUCAAGUAUGCAACAAAGGAGCAGGCGGCUAAGGCUCUCUCUGACUUGAAGAACCCUACGAUACGAGGCAAACGCUGUGGUAUUGCUCCUAGUGAGGACAAUGACACACUCUUCUUAGGCAAUAUCUGCAAUACAUGGACAAAAGAAGCUAUCAAGCGGAAGCUAAAAGAUUACGACAUAGAUACUGUUGUGAGCAUUACUUUAGUUCCAGACACUCAGAAUGAGGGUUUGAGUCGUGGUUUUGCUUUUCUCGAAUUCCCUUGCCAUGCUGAUGCUACGGUCGCCUUCAAGAGGCUCCAGAAGCCAGAUGUUAUUUUUGGUCAUCCUGAUAGGACCGCGAAAGUGGCUUUUGCCGAACCAUUACGUGAACCAGACCCAGAAGUUAUGGCUCAGGUCAAGUCAGUUUUUGUCGAUGGGUUGCCCCAAUAUUGGGAUGAAGAUCGAGUGAAGGAGCAGUUCAAAAGUUAUGGGGAGAUUGAGCGUGUUGUGCUUGCACGCAACAUGUCGACUGCAAAAAGGAAGGAUUUUGGGUUUGUCAACUUCACUACUCGUGAAGCAGCUCUUGCUUGUAUUGAAGCUGUGAAUGACACAGAGUUGGGAGAUGAUGGGAAAUCAAAGACGAAAGCCAGAGCCAGACUUGCUAAUCCAUUGCCCAAAACUCAAGCUGUGAAAGGUGGAAUGAGCGGCGGGUUUCGUAUUGGACAUUCUGGAUUUGGAGGCUAUCCAAGGUUUGGUAGAGGAUUUGGUAGGGGCAGGUUUCCCUCCCACAGGGCAGGUUUUCAGGGUGGGAGAGGCUUCAUUCCACGUGGCCGUGGUCGUGGUCGAUUUCCAUUUGUGGCAGAUGCAGAUUUUGAUGACUCAUAUUCUGACUUUCGUGGUGGUUGGAGACCUUUUGGGGCUCGAGGCGGUAGAAGAAUCCCUACAUCAGCAAGACGUGGAGGUUUUGAUAGAGGACGCGGGAGAGCUUUCCCUAUUCAGAGGCAGCCAUUUCCUCCAGAACAAGAUUUUGGCGGACCUUUUGGUCCCAGGCACAUUGCUGAAGAUCCUUACUUUUAUGGUGGUGGUGGGCAGGGCAUCAAACGACCAUUUUCAAUGAUGGAGCAUGAUCCUGGUUACUGGGAGCCUGGGAGCAGAAUGCGUCCUCGUUAUGAUCACCCUGAUCCUAUGAUUGGCAGAGCUCGUUACCGAGAUUCUCUGGGGAUGACUGGUCUCUAUUCUAAUGAUUAUUACGGCUCAGAUUAUGGUGGUAGCACAUACUCGUCUCUUUAUGGCGGCGAACCCUCUGGGAGUGGAUACUAUUAUUAGAUGGCAUGAUGCAAUGUUGCAGGAGAAAAGGCUUGCUUUUGGGAAGAAAAAUUUCCUCGUCCUUUUACUCAUCAUCUUAAAUUGGUUAUCAUCAUGAACUUUUUCCUAGCUUUGGAGUGUGGUAUUUGGUUACAUGCUAUUGGGUAACUUAGCUAUAGGCUUAUUAUUUGUAUGCAAGAUGUGGCUAUUAGCCUUUUCUAUGAUAGACAAAAUAGGAAUUUGCAGUCUAUAUUUAAGUAAAGGGAAGAAUUAUGGACUCUUGAAGUCAGCUUGGAGAUAGAUCUGUGCUUCUGUUUGUUAGUAUUCCUGGUUUUGGUGAUUGUUGAUCUUCAAUGCCCUAAAAACUAAAAGGUACGAUGGGUUUCUUGAUGACUUUGAAGAUAUUAUAUUGCUGAAUAUGAUGGUGCUCAAUAAAUAAUAGAGUCUGAUGAACAUUUCGAAGCACAUAUGGGUUAUGAAAAUAUGCUUUGCUUUGCUGAACCUUGUUUGAAAAUGGAUCAUGGCUACUAACUUGUGGUCUUAAGUGAAAAAGGGAUUACUGAUGCAUUAUAUACUUGACAUAUCAGAUUGAUAGCAUUGAUGUUUGGUCAAGAGAUGAUCUUUAAUGCUUUGCAGGAGUGCUAGAUGACUUUUGAUAGAAUUGAUCUUUUGCUUUUAGAAAAAUAAAUUUUCUCGAUAGCAUGGAUGUGGUAUUUGUUCUUCUCAAGAUGUGUGAAUUUGAGUUAUCAAAUGGCGGAAGUGAAGUUGAAAUCUGUAAAUAGAAAGCUUCUCAUGCAGUUGUUAGAAACUAAUAAUCUUAAAGCUUAUGUAAGAUGAAUUUACAUUUUGCCAAUCAAGGCUGUCGUUAAAGCCAAAGGAUCAGAAGAGUGAUGGGUAUGACUUCCAAUGUUGUUACCAAAUAAUUUAUUUAAUGCUGGUAUGGUUCUUAAAUGUGAGUAUUUGGUGUAAAAUACCGCCUCUGUAGUUUGAAUGUGCUGAUUGAGUUUCAUGCUGCUUUUGAAACUUGUCUGAUGUUAGGUAGGUCCUGAUGCAGUGUGAGUUAUCUAUUCAUUCUGAGAAGAUAAUUCUGAAUCCUCUUACAAAAUGUAUAUACAGAUGAUCUUGAAUAUUGGUCUAAAAUGAAUGCAUUCUUUUCUGAGGUCAAGCUUGAAUCAGUAACUUUUCGAUAAUGACAAUGAAAUCAACAGGAUACAGAGAUCACUUCAAGUAGUGUGGAGCGCUAUAUCAUGGGCUUUUGUGGAUUUUUGAUAAUGUACAUUUUGUGGUUUACCCCUGUAGUUGAUUGUCCUAUACUCUCAUGAUGAAUAAACUUCUGUUGCCUUAUU